Molecule: messenger RNA, 1283 nt
Organism: Cornus florida
Lineage: Eukaryota; Viridiplantae; Streptophyta; Magnoliopsida; Cornales; Cornaceae
Exons: 10
Coding region: 275-1243 (322 amino acids)
Source: RefSeq, a predicted model, not a curated record
UUUUUUUUUUUCAUUUCACUUCUGCCUUCCAAAUACUCCUACUAUGCUAUUUGGCCUAUAAAUACCAUCGCUCGCAACUAUCCUUUCAAGAAAUACACAGAGAGAAAAAGAGAUCCGGUGACAGGUCCGUACUAUCGUUACCAAAGCUCCUUAAUUUUUCUAGGGUUAUGUUAUUUGAAUGAUGAUUAUGUUUUGUGGUUGCUUACAUCCACAAUAAUCUCUGUUUCACAAAAUUUAUGUUAGGGUGACCUCUUAAUUUCUUUGUUGGAGUACAAUGGCUUUCUUUGUUGGAAAAGGUCCAUCUGAUGUUGACGAUGACGAUGAUGUUGACUCAUCCUUCAUUGAUCCAGAUAUCAUCUUUGAUGGUUCUCAUUCAUUUUAUGGAAAAUCUGGCUCUGAGCGUCAGUUGAUAGAAAUAUCUAUUGAAGAUUUAGACGCUUAUGUUAACAAUCAGAAGUUGUUAAUGGCACUUGAUAAAGAGGAUAGUCCUACUAUCCCCAGUGAAAAUGCUAAUGGGAACCAGAACUUGAGAUUCCGAGGAGUCAAAAAUGGUGGAUUGGAAGGAAUGCAUGGUACUAACUCUAUGGCUAGGGGUAACACCAGUGAUGGGGGAGGCCAUUCCCUUACCAUGAAGCACAGUCCAGGUGGCAAAAUGGAUACAUAUCAGGCUUUACACAAUAAUGAUGAAGAUGGCGCUUUUAUUGAAGAAGCUCAGAGGUCUCUUCAUGCCUGGGAGAUGAAUUCGCUCAGCUAUAAAGAGUGGAGCAGCAAUGAAGAAAAUGACGACAUCUCGCCUUAUUUGGUUGGGAUUGGCCAUCGGCCAAGGACUUUGAAAGGAAGGCGUGGUACUUCCUCUAUGGCUAGGGGUAACACCAGUGAUGGAGGAGGCAAUUUCCAUACCAUGAAGCACAGUCUAGGUGGCAAAACGGAUACAUAUCAGGCUUUCCGCAAUAAUGAUGAAGAUGGGCUUGCUUUUAUUGAAGAAACUCAGAGGUCUCUUGAUACCUGGGAGAUGAAUGUGCUCAGCAAUAAAGAGUGUAGAAGCAGUGAUUGGAUUGGUUUGAAUCUGGCAUCUGCCGAGGACUUGAAACAUGCUCUAGAGUGGAGCAGCAAUGAAGAAAAUGAGGACAUCUCGCCUUAUUUGGUUGGGAUCGGCCAUCAGCCGAGGCCGAGCACUCUUUCUUCUGAGCAGAAAGCCAAAAAAAGACAGAAGCGGAAGAGACGACACCAGAUACUGAGCUAGGACUCUUUCUUCUGAGCAGAAAGCCCAAAAAAAAAAUAAA